GUUUAUUCACGCACUUUUAAAUGCUCGUCAAAUAUCACUGCCCUCUGGGACCCAUAUGCUGUACUCCACAUAGGAUAUUACAUGUGUCAACUGCCCAGGUGGUAUUCAAUGCUGUCAUGGUUCACCUACAUAUGUAAUGUUAGCCCCAACAAGAUGGUCGGCAGCCGGAGCCGAACAGCCGAGCCGAGGCAUCGCGUCUUCCCCUUCACCUUUGACUUGUCACAUCAACGCCCACAAAGUGUUUGCGCAAACUGCUCGAGAUGGGUUCAGAAUCCCUAAAAUCACGCACACGGGAUGACUACAAGUUCCAUCUGGAGUACCGCACGCGAUGGAGCGACAAUGACAUGUACUCACAUAUGAACAACUCCGUUUACUACUACCUGUUCGACUCCGUCGUGAACGCCUAUCUAAUUCAGCACUGCGCCCUCCACCCACCUACAUCACCUCAAAUCGGUCUCGUGGUUCAUUCGCAUUGCGACUAUUUCGCUCCGGUUGAAUUUCCUGCGGUCGUCGGCCUAGCCUUACGCGUGAACAAACUCGGCAAGAGCUCUGUCACUUAUGAAAUCGGCGUCUUCGAAAGGGGACAGAGUCCAGUCAGAGCUGUUGGUGAAUUUGUACACGUCUUCGUCGAUAGGGAGACGAGGAAACCAGCUGCGCUCGGCAUGGCCGAUACGCUGAAGGAUGGCCUGAGCAAGAUCGCGGUGGAUAAGUCUAAGUUGUGA
Messenger RNA from Periconia digitata, 722 nucleotides. NCBI's taxonomy places the organism in Eukaryota, Fungi, Ascomycota, Dothideomycetes, Pleosporales, Periconiaceae. The record is from the annotation of a GenBank genome assembly.